GAAACCACAGUGGAACACGUGUAGGAUGGCAAUUAGCACGUGGCAGUGAGAGGUCCUCACUCAAAUGAAAAAUACUGAGAAAAAGAGAAAUGGGCCGAUCUUCAUCAGCAAUACAGGAAAUUGUCCGUCGUCAUGGUUACAAAAGCAGGCUGGAUAUAGUAUUUCAUCACUCAGUUGGGGUGUGCUUGAAAACGUGGUUAAUGCCGGACCAGGAGGUGCCACUUUUGACACUGCCAUGAUCAGACCGCUUGACAAAACAGAAGCACAAAAACUGGAACAAAAAAAAGUGUUGAUCUCAUAACUGACCCCAUGAAGAUGGUAGCAGCUACAAACUCAACUGGCAAUGACUCUGACAUCUGUCCCAACCUGUACGACCAUCGUGGUUGGGCACAGUAUUUCCUGCCUGCAAUGUAUUCCCUGAUUUGCAUUUUGGGACUGCUGGGCAAUGUGUUGGCUCUGCAUGUCAUUUGGCCUAAUUUUAAAAAAAUCAACUCCACAACUUUGUAUUCAGCCAACCUGGUGGUGUCAGACAUCUUGUUUUCAUUAGCUCUGCCCUUGCGUGUGGUUUACUACGCUAUGGGAUUUCACUGGCCAAUGGGGGAGGGUUUAUGCAAAGCCGUGGCUCUGCUGUUCUACAUCAACAUGUACGCUGGCGUCAACUUCAUGACUUGUUUGAGCGUGGACCGUUUCAUUGCAGUGGUGCUGCCGCUGCGCUUCUCACGCUUCCGGAAGGUUCAGAAGGUGCGGUACAUUUGUGUGGGCGUGUGGGUCAUGGUGUUGAUGCAGACACUGCCUUUGCUGUCAAUGCCCAUGACGAACAACGAGCAAAGUGGUCACAUAACAUGUAUGGAGUAUCCCAACUUUGAGAAAAUCGACAACCUGCCCGUAAUGCUCAUCGGUGCCGUGUUGCUCGGCUUCGGCAUUCCUGUCGUAAUCAUCCUGGUGUGCUAUUCGGCACUGUGCUCCAAGCUCCGCAUCCUGGCCAAAUCCAAUAAACUGACAGAGAGGUCGGGUCGCAGUCGUAAAGCAAUCGGCGUGAUUUGCACCGUCAUUCUGGUGUUCGUGGUGUGCUACAGUCCAUACCACAUCGACCUCCUGCAGUACAUGAUCAGAAAGCUGCGGUACGAGCCAGACUGCUCAGAACUGCACGACUUUCAGAUCUCGCUUCACAUCACCGUCUGUCUGAUGAAUCUCAAUUCGUGCCUCGACCCCUUCAUCUACUUCUUUGCCUGCAAAGGAUACAAGAAGAAGGUACUCAGACUGCUCAGAAAGCAAGUCAGCAUGUCCUUCUCGAGCGUGGUCAGGACCUCUCCCGAAGGCUCCUCCAAAGACGUGUUUGGGAAUGACAAAAUCCACAUGAGCUUAAGAAGCAGUCAGAAAGAGAGGAGCAGUGUGCUAUUGAGUGACUAAUGGCAGCAAUGCUUUUGAACUAUAAAUAACAAGAAGAAAUGCAGUUGAGUGACUGUGAGACUUAAAACAACACAUUUCUUAUACCUCUCUGGAUUAUUAUUUUUAUGUUUCAAGUUAUCGAUUCUCAGUGUAGAUACUAUUUUGUGAUGCUGUUUAAAUAUUAUUGCACAUUUGUCUUAGAUCGUGAUAGAAUUUGUUCUGGAGUUUUUCAUUAGAUCAUUUCAGUAUGAAGAAAAUAGUUCAAAUAACAAAAACACCUACAGUGAAAUGAUGAGCAAAAGCACUCGGUAAGAUACCAAGAAACAGUAAACCAGGUGAUUCUAAUCUGUGAUUCCACAGAAUGAGAUUCCUGUCAGAAAUAAACUCAAAAUCAAUCACUGAUUCAUUCAGUGAUAUCCCAUCAGUCACUGUUUUUCACAGAAAUCUCAUCAUUUAAAGGUGCUUUUGUGAUUUUACCCGAGUUUAAAGAGAAUAACACAUUCAAGAUUAGGAUAGCAGAGUAGACAGUACAUAGAAGUGAACAAUCAUAACAACCCCCCUAAAAAAACAAUCGUGUACCUUGGUUCUUCCUAGCAUAGGUGCCUCCGUUCCAUAAACUUGACAAUCACACUGACAAUCAAGUGUGACAUUAUCCAUUUAAAUAGUAGGUGAACCUCUACCAACUAAACACAUGAACUUGACUAUACUGAUUUAGGGGUGAGCGAUAUACCGGUAUACACGAUUAACCGGUAAAAAUUUGUCAACCGGUAUAUUUUAAACUAUUGUAUUGCAUGGUCAAGAACGUAUAUCGUUUACAUGAAUUUUUAAGUAUUGCAGUUUAAAAACAAGUGAUUUUAAACCAUUGAAGCGCAAUUAGCAGCGAAAGAGAACUGAACUGAUGAAGCCGCUGCGUAAAAAACAUUUUGAUGAACUUUUUGAUGCCAAGUGCUUUUUGAUGCCUAAAUGGGUUUGAACGGUUAAAUACACACGGUGUGUCAAAGUGACCAUGUAUUUGUAGGUAUAAUUUAUUGAUAAUGUAUUAAGUGAAGAAAAAGCACAAUCCGUGCAGUUGGUCUUGAAGUGACGGUAUCCAAAUUUACCUGCUGUCAUUAUUAAUAUACUCAAACAACAAAAAUGACACAAUCUCUCACUGCUCUUGAUUGAAUCAUUUUUGUACCUGUAAUAAGAAUGAAUGUAUAUUCAAUGUACAUAGCAAAAACUAUGCAUUGUUUUUUGUUUUUGUUUUUUAUACACAUGUAGUUUUCCUUUUAAUGUUUUUUUCAUGUAGGUCUAUUUCAUUUAUCAAUGUUUACUUGUCUUCAGUAAGCUUGAGAGUUUUUUAGGCUAGUACUGAUUUUUUUUUUUUAAUGAUAUUGAAAAUGGCGAUAUGAAUUAUGAGAUUUCAAUAUUUUUGAUAUCAUAACCUUAUUUAAAGCAAAAAUAACUAUAUUGUGAUAUAUAUCGUUAUUGUGAAAUAAAAUUACUCAUAUUGUGUGAUAUAAGAUUUUUUAUUAUUUUUUUUUUUAUAUUUUAUUUUGACCAAAUCUGUAAUUAUUUGCAGACAAUGCAGUAUCUCUGUGGUCCAAAAGGGGGUGCACAAGGGAAAAACCACUAUCCUAGUUCUAGUAACUUGUUAUAAAGUCUUGUUAUAAAGUGCUUUUGUUAGUUUUAGAUGGGCUUUAGGCAGCUGGGAAACCAGACGGUUCUCAGCUAAACUAUCUUUAACCACAAAGGACCAGCAAACCAGCCUUUUAAGCAGGACUCGUGUAGCCAACAGCUAAAAAAACAAAAACAAAUACAAUAAUAAUAAUAAUAAAGAAAAAGAGCACAAAACAAAUCUUGACAUGCACUAUAUCAAAUAAUAAUCCUGGAGAUAAAGAGAACAUAAGAUUCACACAGACACAGGUUCACACAGGUUCGAUAUUUUCUUGACCAUGAUCUUACAGCCAUGUCAAAUUCAGUGCAUUUACAACAAAGAGCCAUAAGAGGGAGACAUAAAGCAAAAAGUCAAGUUCAUGAAUAGAAAAACAUGUCACUUCUUCCUCUUUACACAGGGAACUAAAUUGACAUUUCAGUGUUCAGUUAGUUUAUAAUGAAAAACAAAUGGUAAUAUUGCUUAGAGACACGGUGAGAAUAAUUUGCUUGCUGUACUAAACUGAAUAAAAAUAAUUUUUUCAUACAAUUGCAGUAAAUGUUUAAUGCACUUAUUGUGAUUGGUAAGGUGAUGGAAAGUGGUUAGAUUCUGGAUUGCAUCAAAAUGCUUGGUAUGAAAACUAGCCAAAUAGUCUUCAGAAGGGAUGUGAAAGACUAGUGACACGAGUGAUUUGUGAAAUUAGUGACACCACAGACAAAAACAGGAAAAGUUUGAAUACCAAUGUUAUGUGUCUUGACAAAGACCCCAGAGAAGAAUUGUGGUUAGCUAAACUUUGCAAAAAUGGACGGAAACUGCUGUGUUGCUUCAACCCUCUUUGAACUGAUUCUUUUUACAGGAAAGGGGAAACAGUUUGUCAGCUUUUGCAUGAAGGCCUAGAGAUCCACUGUCAGGAACAGUUAAAAGUUUGUAAAUAAUUGCAUCUCAGCAACUGUAGAGGUUGAGUCUCAAAUAACAAUUGGCUGAUCAAAGUACUUGUCUGGGGUAUUAUUUGGUGCAUGAUUAGAAACGUAUUGUUAGCUAAGAUAAGUUAAUCCACAAUUCCACAUCGUAUUAAACCUUCAUAGAAUGCUAUCACAAAAGACACAAUGCAUUCAAAGGAGUAACUGUUAGUUCCUUUAAAAAAAA
Molecule: messenger RNA, 4168 nt
Organism: Pimephales promelas (fathead minnow)
Lineage: Eukaryota; Metazoa; Chordata; Actinopteri; Cypriniformes; Leuciscidae
Gene: gpr183a
Product: G protein-coupled receptor 183a
Biological process (GO): G protein-coupled receptor signaling pathway
Cellular component (GO): membrane
Molecular function (GO): oxysterol binding; G protein-coupled receptor activity
Source: RefSeq, a predicted model, not a curated record